Molecule: messenger RNA, 1977 nt
Organism: Parnassius apollo (apollo)
Lineage: Eukaryota; Metazoa; Arthropoda; Insecta; Lepidoptera; Papilionidae
Source: the annotation of a GenBank genome assembly
AUGACGAUGGCGGAAAAUGCAACGCAACUUUCAAAUACAAGCAAGAGUUCUUCAAGUAAGAUAGAAUUGGCGAGUGGCGGCUAUGUCUACACGAUGCAUGAACGCCUUGUCGCCUAUGCACACAUUAUUGCUGACCCUGACGAGCGGUCUGGUGUGUGGCACGAGCACUCGUACGCGCGCGCUCGUGAGUCGCCCGGUUGUGCGCUUGAUGCGCGCGAGCUGCUGGCCGCCGCGCCCCCCUCUCCCUCCUCCGCCGCCGACGAUGACGUCGACGUGGAGCACGUACCGCUCGACCGCGCCGCCGCGCUGUUGGCCGACGGUCCCGACCAAGAGAACGAUGUGGAUGACGACGACGACGAGGAAGAGGAUGAGUGGGAGGAGCGCUUGACGUCACAGGCGCCGAGCCCAGCGCACACGCGGCUGGCGGGCGCAGCGGUGCAGGCGCUGCGGGAGCUGCGGCUGGCGCGCCUGGCGGGUACGGGCGCGGCGCAGGCUGGUGCGCUGCGGCGCGAGCAGGCGCGCGCGGCGGCACGGCGGCUGCGUGGCGCGCUUGCGGCGUGCGCGCGAAGUGCGGGUGGCGCAGGGUUCGCGCGCGCCGCCGCCUGGCUGCACGGCGCACUCUCCACGCUGCCGCGGCGGCCGCGCGCGCUGUACGCCGAGCUGCUGGCGGAGCUGCGCCGCGCCGCGCCGCGGCUCGCCGACCGCUUCGCGCCGCAAUUGCCGCCGGUCCCGCCCGACCCAUUGGAGCCCACCGAUCACGCGUGCGCGGCCGGCGGCGCGGGCUCGGCGCUGGUGGUGUGGGUGUCGCUAGGCGGCGCGGCGGACGCGCGCUGGUUGCGGCGUCUGCGCACGCUGCUGGCAGUGCGCGAGCUGCGCGCCGCGCCGCCCCCCGCCGCGCCCGCCUCCCCGCCCGCCCGCUGGUGUGCCGCCGUCGCCGGGACUGCGCGUGCUCAACUGAACGACAUGCUCGCGCACGUAGGGCCUCGUUUCGUGGUGCUGGGGGGCGUGGGUGCGGGCGCGGCGCUGUGCGCGUGGCUGGCGGCGGGCGUGUGCGGGGGUGCGGGGUGCGCUGGUGGGGUUGAAGCGGAAGCUGGCGGGGGUGCGGGCAGGGUGCACGCCCUGCUGCUGCUGGCGCCGCCACUGCUCACGGCGGAGGGCGCACGUGAUGAUCCCGACGACAUACUGCACGAGGUGUGCAUGCCGCUGCUGGUGGUGGCGGGCGGCGGCGGUGCGGCGUGCGGUGCGGGCGCGGCGCGCGAGCUGGUGACGCGGCUGCGCGGGGCGGGUGCGGUGGGCGGCGGGCCGGGUGGAGCGCGGCUGCUUGCGCUGGGCGGCGCGGACGACGCGCUGCGCUUGCCGCCCGCGCUGCGCCGCCGCCUGCGCCUGCCGCAGCACGCGCUCGACGCGGCGCUCGCGGACGAGUGCGCGCGCUGGGUGCGUGAGGUGGCGCGAGACGCUCGACACGAGCGCAGCGACAAGCAAGAACGCUCAGACAAACACACCACCCACACUGCAGAAAUGGAAGUCGAAGAAGACGAGUAUGCACAUCUGUCUGUAACCACACCGCGAGCUGCAGGGGCGCGCGUGGUGUCGCGCGUGUCGGGCGGCACGCCGCUGGCGCUGCUGCCGCCGCGCCGCGACCUCCCGCAGUAUCCGCAGCAGUCACAGCAGACGCUGCAGCCGCUGGAUGCUGUGGACAUCCUGCAGCUUCCCAUCGUGUUUGCAGACGACGAGCCGCCUGCGCUCGUUCCGCCUGCGCUCGUUGCGCCAGAGUCGAACAUCGCGGAGGGCGCGCUGACUGUGCGGAGCGGGGUCGUGCGCGGCGGAGGGGGUGCGGUCGGGAGCGUGCGCGGUGCGGGGCGCGGGCGAGGCGCGCGCGGGCGCCUUACGCGCAUCAUCGUGGCGCGCCGUGCACCCGCCGCCCCCGCGCCCCCGCACAUCUCCCCGCGACAAUACCAACGAGUGGCACCGCCCUAG